This is a messenger RNA of Macrosiphum euphorbiae (potato aphid), 237 nucleotides long. The record is from the annotation of a GenBank genome assembly. NCBI's taxonomy places the organism in Eukaryota, Metazoa, Arthropoda, Insecta, Hemiptera, Aphididae.
AUGGACAAAGUUAUAUUAAAUCAGGCAAGACAACAACACCUGUUAGAAGACAUAUUCAUACAACUUAAAGCUAAUAAUGAUGAAAGCAUUUAUGAUGAAGAUGAUAUUAUAUUUGAAGGAUUUCCACUUGAUAGCUUGGAUAGAUUGAAUGAAAUUAAUAUUACUCUUAAGAGUGACAAAUUGUUUUCAAGAAAAUUGGUAAAAAAGCUUAGACAAUUCCAUGGUCCAAGUGGAUGA